Messenger RNA from Rattus norvegicus (Norway rat), 1321 nucleotides. It is a transcript of the gene Tmem212, whose product is annotated as transmembrane protein 212. Lineage: Eukaryota; Metazoa; Chordata; Mammalia; Rodentia; Muridae. The coding region runs from base 33 to 653 and encodes 206 amino acids. The transcript has 4 exons. The record is from RefSeq and is marked validated.
UCACAGAGCAAAGAGUCAGGCCGCAGAGGAAAAUGAAGGGCCUCUACCAGGCUGCUGGCAGGACCCUGGUCACUCUGGGGAGCCUGAGCAUCUUCUCUGGAUCCAUCGCCUUCUUCCCUGUCUUUUCCUGCAAGCUUUGGUACACAGGAUGGAGCGUUUGGAUUGCCUGUCCCAUCUGGAACGGGGCUUUGGCUGUCACAGCUGGAUCACUCGUGCUGCUGGCUCAUCGAGAGUGGACUCAGAGACACUUGUGGGAAGCUGUUUUCACCUUUGUAGUUCUGAGCAUUCUGGGAUGUCCCCUUCAUUUCGCAGUAGCCUUGCAGUCUGCCCUCCUUGGUCCAUAUUGCUUCUACUCCUUUUCAGGGGUCUCGGGGACCAAUUACCUCGGUUAUGCAGUUGCCUUCCCUUUUCCGUACACGAAGUUCCCAUCGGUCUGUGUAGACCCACUGCACUAUGAAGAGUAUCACCUGACCCUUCAGGCCCUGGACCUGGGCCUGAGCCUCACCCUGUUCUGUGUGUCUGUAGCUGUGUUCAUCAAGCUUUCUGCAAGACUGAUGCAGACCGGACACGUAAAUGGGCCAUGUGCCAAGGACUGCAAAAAUAGGAUGGCCCAGCAGCCCCACGCAGCAGCCUGGCGCAGCAGCCCCGCGUAGCCCUGCGUGGCCCCCGCGCGGCCCACAUCACACACAACUUACAUUGGACAACUGAUCCAGAAACACAGCAAUUAUCAGCAUUCUCGGUCCAAUCAGUAAUGCAGCUAUGGGAAAAUAAGGAUCAGGAUUUCUGACACCUUGCAGCCAUUCCCUCAACUGCGCCCUCCGCCAGCCAUCCAGAUGGGGUGUCUCCUUUUAUUUUCCUUUCAUUAUUUUUUGUUAUGCUUUGUGGCUUUUUUUAAUGAAAAGGGGAGGGAAAACAUUUCCCCCUCUUGUCGUGUGAGGUGAUGGUUUUACUUUUUCUAAUGAAUGGAGAUGCUUGCCUCACAGAAAAGAUGCCGGUAAACCCUUCAGGUGUAAUUUAAAGACACUUGAGCAAAACAUUUAUUAACCCGCAGUUCUUUCCCGUAGCAGGAGACAGAUGAGCUGGCAUGUAAUGGCGCAUGUCUUGAGCAUCAUUAAUUCUCUGCAACAGUACAAAUAUUAGGGAGGUAUUUUGAGACAGGCUCUCAUAAUGUAGAUGGGGCUGGCAAAUCCCCCUGCCUCUGCCUCUGAUGUGCUGGGAUGACAGAUAUGGUUCACCACGCCCAGCUUCUGUAAGUGUACUUUGAAAUGGAAUAUAUUGUUUUUGAAACAGACAGAAUAUAUUGUUUUUGAAAAUGACACUU